Aspergillus chevalieri is the source of this 1197-nucleotide messenger RNA. Its product is annotated as glycoside hydrolase family 18 protein. NCBI's taxonomy places the organism in Eukaryota, Fungi, Ascomycota, Eurotiomycetes, Eurotiales, Aspergillaceae. Gene Ontology annotation, molecular function: chitin binding; chitinase activity. Gene Ontology annotation, cellular component: extracellular region. Bases 1 to 1197 code for a protein of 398 amino acids. Gene Ontology annotation, biological process: chitin catabolic process; carbohydrate metabolic process. The record is from RefSeq and is a predicted model, not a curated record. The transcript has 7 exons.
AUGUCCACAGGAAUGAAAUCUGUCGCAUACUUCGUGAACUGGGCAAUCUACGGCCGUGCCCAUAACCCCCAGGACAUCCCCGCCGACAAACUAACCCAUGUACUGUACGCUUUCGCCAAUGUGCGCCCAGAGAGUGGCGAAGUGUACCUAUCUGACACUUGGUCCGACAUUGAGAAACACUACCCGGGUGACUCGUGGAACGACGUUGGCCACAAUGUCUAUGGCUGCGUGAAGCAGUUGUUCCUUCUCAAGCAGCAGAAUCGGAAACUCAAGGUUCUGCUUUCGAUUGGUGGAUGGACGUACUCGAGUAAUUUCGCUCAGCCAGCUAGUACUGAGCAGGGGAGGACGAGGUUUGCGGAGACGGCUACUAAAUUGGUGUUGGAUUUGGGGUUUGAUGGUUUUGAUGUGGAUUGGGAGUAUCCUCAAAAUGACACUGAAGCGUACAACUUUGUCUUGCUCCUUCAGAAGUGUCGUGAGACCCUAGACCGCGCAGCUGGCCCUAAUCGCAAAUUCCUUCUGACCAUUGCUUGCCCGGCUGGCCCCCAAAACUUUUCCAAGCUCCGACUGCACGAAAUGACCCCAUUGCUCGACUUCUACAAUCUAAUGGCCUACGACUACGCCGGAAGCUGGGAUUCCAUCGCCGGCCACCAAGCCAACAUCUACCCCUCCAACAGCAACCCCGCCUCAACUCCAUUUUCCACCACCGCAGCCCUUUUACACUACACCGAAACCUCCGCGAUCCCUCGUGACAAAAUGGUCCUGGGCAUGCCCCUGUACGGCCGCGCGUUUACCAACACCGACGGCCCCGGAACCCCGUUCUCAGGCGUUGGUGAGGGAAGUUGGGAAAACGGUGUUUGGGACUACAAGGCUCUUCCGCGACCCGGCGCAACCGAGGAAUUAGACCAGUCGGUGGAAGCUUCGUGGUGUUAUAGCCCUGCGACCCGCACGAUGGUCUCGUACGAUACCGUGCCGAUGACACAAAUGAAGGCCAACUUUGUCAGGGCGAACCUGCUUGGUGGUGGCAUGUGGUGGGAGACCAGUGGUGAUAAGGGAGGCAAGGCUGCGAAUCCGGCGGAGGGGAGUUUGAUUGGGACGUUUGUUGAGGGUGUCGGAGGGGUGAACGCCCUGGAGCAGUCGGCGAAUAAUCUCGAUUUCCCCGAGAGUCAGUACGACAACCUUAGGUCGGGAUUUCGGUGA